GGCCUCCAGGGAGGUGACAGGAAUCGGAGCCUAGCCCCCCUCUGCUGCCCUGCUCGGCGAUGCUUGCUACCGCGCCAGCGUGUGAGCCUGGCUGUGGGAGCGCCCCUACCCCCAGCUUCCUCUGGGGCCGGGCCGGUCUUCUGUGGGCAUCGCGUCCGGCCGGCUGAGCCCCUUGGCGGGAGGUGGGCUCUGUUCCUGUCCCAGCCCUCAGUGGAGGCACGAAGGGCUUGUGCUUGGAGAUCAGUCACCCUGUUUGCAGCUGGCGGCAGCGUCUCCUGAGUUAGAAGUCCUGGAGGGGAUUUGGGAGCUAAAAAGAAAAAAAAGAAACAGAAGAGAAAAAAGGAGAAACCAAACUCCGGUGGCACCAAAUCAGAUUCUGCAUCUGACUCCCAGGAGAUUAAAAUUCAACAGCCUUCAAAAAAUCCAGCCAUUCCAAUGCAGAAGCUGCAAGACAUUCAGAGAGCUAUGGAGCUGCUGUCUGCAUGCCAGGGACCAGCAAAGAACAUUGAUGAAGCGACCAAACGUAAAUACCAGUUUUGGGAUACGCAACCUGUACCCAAACUUAAUGAGGUUAUAACUUCUCAUGGUGCAAUUGAACCAGAUAAGGACAAUGUCCGCCUAGAGCCAUACUCUUUGCCACAGGGUUUUAUGUGGGACACUUUGGACCUGAGCAAUGCUGAAGUUCUAAAGGAACUGUACACGUUAUUAAAUGAGAAUUACGUAGAAGAUGAUGAUAACAUGUUUAGGUUUGACUACUCACCUGAGUUUCUUAUGUGGGCACUACGUCCUCCAGGCUGGCUACCCCAGUGGCACUGUGGAGUUAGAGUAACUUCAAACAAAAAACUGGUAGGGUUCAUAAGCGCCAUCCCUGCACACAUUCGGAUUUAUGACAGUGUGAAGAAAAUGGUAGAAAUCAAUUUUCUUUGUGUCCACAAGAAAUUGAGAUCUAAACGAGUAGCACCUGUACUGAUUCGGGAAAUAACCAGAAGAGUAAACCUGGAAGGGAUUUUUCAGGCAGUUUACACUGCAGGAGUGGUACUCCCCAAGCCUGUGGCCACAUGCAGGUAUUGGCAUCGAUCACUGAACCCCAGAAAAUUGGUAGAGGUGAAAUUUUCACAUUUGAGUAGAAAUAUGACUUUACAAAGAACAAUGAAGCUCUACAGACUUCCCGAUGCCACAAAGACUUUAGGUUUGAGACCAAUGGAACAAAAAGACAUUAAAGCAGUGCAAGAACUGAUCAACAGUUACUUGAAGCAAUUUAAUCUUGCUCCUGUAAUGGAUGAAGAAGAGGUAGCCCACUGGUUCCUGCCUCAGGAUCAUAUUAUUGACACCUUUGUAGUUGAGAGUUCAAAUGGCAUUUUAACUGAUUUCCUGAGUUUCUACACGUUACCUUCAACAGUUAUGCAUCAUCCUGUACAUAAAAGCCUCAAAGCUGCCUAUUCCUUCUACAAUAUUCAUACAGAGACUCCUCUCUUGGAUCUAAUGAAUGAUGCACUCAUUAUAGCUAAAUUGAAAGGAUUUGAUGUGUUCAAUGCACUAGACUUGAUGGAAAACAAAACAUUCCUGGAAAAACUCAAGUUUGGGAUAGGAGAUGGGAACUUGCAGUAUUAUUUGUACAACUGGCGGUGUCCUGGUAUGGAAUCCGAAAAGGUUGGUCUUGUAUUACAAUAAGGAGUACCCUUGUGUUUCUAGAACUCUGAAGUUGUCAUGUGGAUUGAUUUAAUCUACAUAACCGUUCUUGGAACAGUAUUGUUCAAGAGGAGUACAAGCACAACGUCGGUGAAAUUGAAAUAAUCCAUCAAACCUAAAAUAAUGAAGAAAUCCAUAUCUGACCUUUUACACAUUUUCAGAUGGAAUGGAAAAAGUUCAUGAAACUUUUAUUGUCCAUAAAAAGAAUAAAAGCACAUUCAUUUAAUUUUCAAAGCUUAGCUCGCACCUUGAUAAAAAGAAGGUAUUUUUUCCACUCUGUAGAAAAGACUGUUUUGUACAAACUGAACUGCAGUGGUGGAUUAGGGUACGAAAAUCUUGCUAUUAUGUGAAUGAACUGCUGCAUUUCUAUUUAUUAAGUGGUGGUGUAUGUUUGUCAGUGUAACAGAAUGAAGGAUCCAAACGGAGUAUCUUUGCUUAUAAAAUUCACAUGGAUGUCAUCAUUUGGGGUAAAAUAAUGGAGUUAUGAUACAUUUGUAGCUAAUAUGAAAGUCUUUGAUGUUUUUGUAACUGGCGCAGUAUGAAAAUGUGCUGGUUUGACUAGUGCAUUUGUUUCUCCAUAAGCAACGCUGCCAAAUCAAUAAAAAUACAGAUUUGUACUUUGAUCUUCAAUAGAUCAGUGGAUUGAUUCAGUAGUAUUGCACUGUUCAGUGCAGAUACCUAUGUUGCCAGAAUGAUUAUAAAUUACUGUACUUAAUUUACAGUUGUGGCACAAAACCUUAGUUUUUCCUCAGUAGAUCAACAUCAGCCUGUGUGUAAAACUAAGAAUUUUGGUAAUGCUAUCAAAAUAUUUAUAAUUUUGAAUGUUUUCAAUGCUUCUGCAAAAUUGCACAUAUUCCUUUGUUUACUUUGAAGUCUGUAAUUCUAACGAAAAGUAUCUUGUGUAAAUAAGUAUUCAUAAAUUGUUACUGGUAGUGUUUUUAUCCUGAAUUUUGAACAAUAGGUUUCACUGUACAUAGUGCCAGUAAUCGAGAGAGAUACAUGCUUCUCCUUCUCCCCUGGAAAGACUAUGUACUGGCCUUAACUUAAAUGCAACAACCUGAUUUUUAUUUCCUCAUGAAUGCUCUGCAACCAGAAGCAUUUGGUAUACACUCCAUAAUGCCAUACUCACAGCUUAAACUGUGAUGGCAGUUCUUAAGAGUUUAGGUAUGCUACAGUCACAUGAGCAGCAAAAUCUACAGUUCUAGCUGGAAGUGCCAAAUACCGGUGAAGGUUACAUGCUGUGCAGGUAUUUUGGACAUUACUUGAAUAUUUGGUGAAAUAUUUAUGGAUAAACUUGGCUUUAACACCCCCAUAAUUCUAAAUGUGAGAUCAAAUUUUGCUCAACAUUAGGAGCUGUCUGAAAUUAGCCAUGUAGAUAGAGAUAUUUAGUUGUACCUCUUUAUCACUGGACUUAACAUGUCUUGUAAGGCAGCUUAUUUCACAAAAGUCAUUCUGUUAUAAUGGAAGGGGACUCUACCCCAUAUGUACAGGGCUAACAGGCUCUCAGGCUUUGUCUAAACUGUGAUUUAAAGGUAUAUUGCUAGCUAAAUGUGUUCUAACCCAUACUAAUACACAGUUACUCUAGUGUGCACAGUGCAGUCUGCUUCAAUAUGUGCUCAAGUUAAAGCACACUGCCCUUGUCUACAUUAGACUUUGAAAGGUAGUACAUUCCAACACCCCAUAGUUAGCUUCCAAUUAUCUACAGUAGGAUUUUAUUGGCCACUUAUGUUGUUAAAGCUAAAAUAGUUUGUACCUUAGAGUCAGUGAGGGCCUAUUGCUGGCCUGAAGAACACAAGGCUGUCUACACAGGCACAUCCCGGAAAGUUGACAGAUCAACUUAACCUUGCAUUGAUGUGCAUAAGUUAAAGCCUAUUAACCACUCACAUAGAUGCUCUCAUGCAAGAAUAAAGCAGCCUUAAUCCGCUAGUUUAAUUCUCUGCUAAAGAUUGAGGAUUAAACCAGUGGUUCCUGAACUUAUUAAUGUGAGCCACAAACUGCAUUUUAUCUUUUUUGGACCUACCAUUACCCUCAGCCCCAGCACUGCAACCCUAUAUCCCAUCUAGGUCCAGAGGAGGUGGGGGGAGGGUUUGGAGAGUUGAGCUCACCCUGGACUCACCCCACAGUGGCAGUUCCUGUCCUGGGGGGAUGGGGAGGAGGAGGGUUGGCCCCAGCUCUGAGCAUUGCAAUGUGGUGCAUGAGGAUGCAGCACCAAUCAGGUUUGCAUGCCCCCCAAGUUUGACAGAGGGAUGGCCAGGCUAAAUUUGAGUGAAUGGGGUUGCAGUACCACUUUGGUAGGCAAGCAAAUUUGAGUGGCACUGCAUCGUGGCACACAGGGUUGCAAUGCCACUCAUGUUUGGCCCUUCUACUCCUCUAUCAUAAUAGAGUAGCUGCACCAAACUUGAGUGCCACUGUAACCACAAGGAUCAAGUUGCAACACCCAGCAUGGGGAACUGGACCAAGUCCCACAGGACAAGAGCUGGGCAGGUUUUCCCUCCAACACCCCUACCAUAUUGGGGCCUCCCAUCUGCACCAAACUGGGAAAAGUGUAUAUUAGCCUAAAUCUGGGCUCAGCAAUGGGUUAUUCUGAUCCUGGACACGGCAACCCACUGCUUGGGAAACACGGUCUUAAACUACAAGGCCAUUUUAUUCCUGAAUGAGAACAGCUAUUGGGGGAAGGGUGGUAAUGUGCUUUAAUAUAGUUGAUUCACCUUAACUUUCCUGAGUGACAAGCCCCAAGAACACACAUAGCAAGGCUAAAAAUUAGUAUCUGCCUCUUUUUUUUUUUUCCCCAGGCAGGGGCCUGUGGGCAUUUUGCUAUUAGAAGCCUCUGCUACAUUUAAGCUUCCGAUAGCCUCAUUACAAUGGAAUCACUGCUUUUGACCUUUUUAAUUUGUUCCCUUAACUUGUACAUGAGUGCAGGGUGAAGCGGAAUCCAGAAUACAGGUAGCCUAGAUAAUCUUUGACCUGGAACAUGGAAGUUUCUCCCCUAUUUAAAAAAAAAUAAACACAGGCUCACUUAAAGAAAGAGGUUUUUGCUAGCUUUCUUCCUGAAGGAGAGGAGUAACUUUUGAGUAAAAUGUGAGCUCUAAGUAAACUACUUUAUUUUGUUGAGAUUAGUUAUACACUUUUUUUUAUUGGAGUCUGAGCUGCUUCACUGUUCCCUGCUUCUAAACAUCCUUACACAAUUUCCUGCAAAAUAUCUGGUGUGGCACUUACUAAUUUUACUGUUUACUGUGGCAGUUUCUUAAAGUGCAUUUCCCUUCAAGAGUUAAGUAUCAUACCAUUUUCAGCUACUUGGAAUUAUUACUUUAAGGUCAGGCUUGACAAAGCCCUGGCUGGGAUGAUUUAGUUGGGGAUUGGUCCUGCUUUGAGCAGGGGGUUGGACUAGAUGACCUCCUGAAGUCCCUUCCAAACCUGAUAUUCUAUGAUUGUACGAUUACAAUUCUUACCUGCCAUUUUACAUACAACAGUACAUAGAAUAUAUCUGAAGUUAUUGGAAAUAGUUUUGACACUUAACUUCGACUUUGUAUUAUGUGGAUUGUGUGAGAGAAUGUCACGGUUUGCAUACAGCAGUCUUUUUUUAAAAUGCAUUUUUCCUGCAACAGAAGUAUUUAAUUAUUCAUGAUGAUGAUCAAGACUAAUGUUUUCCUUUAGCAUAUCAGAGACCAAAUAUAUCUGGAAACCAGUUUAGCUUGCAUCUCUUGACCAAAACCAACCUUGUAGAGCAGAGUAUUGACAUUCAAAAACAGAGCCUGUGUGUGUGCCUACCAGUUACAGAUGUUUGCUUGAAACAUCUUGUAGACGACCAGCUUUUAAAAAACAAAGUUUAUACCAGCAUGGACACUUGUUUGAAUAAACUUUCAAUUUUGAUAUUCA
Molecule: messenger RNA, 5565 nt
Organism: Caretta caretta (loggerhead turtle)
Lineage: Eukaryota; Metazoa; Chordata; Testudines; Cheloniidae
Source: RefSeq, a predicted model, not a curated record